Molecule: messenger RNA, 1025 nt
Organism: Hippoglossus stenolepis (Pacific halibut)
Lineage: Eukaryota; Metazoa; Chordata; Actinopteri; Pleuronectiformes; Pleuronectidae
Product: progesterone receptor-like
Exons: 5
Coding region: 48-968 (306 amino acids)
Source: RefSeq, a predicted model, not a curated record
AAGCUGGGAUUGAUCAGCAGCUUUUAUAAACCUGCACCUCCGUCUGCAUGUUCAGUGUGAGCCUUCAACAUGACGACUGCACGGUUCUUCUUUGGGGCUUCCCUCUGGGCUCUGCUGAUUGUGGACAUGUGCUGUGGCCCUGUCAAGAAAGCGGCAGUUCUAUGUAUCCAAGAUCAGGCUCUAACCAGGGAGCGCCUUCCAGCCAGUAUUCACCUGGACUCAUGCCUGAGGGUGCUUAUCCUGAGGCGCCUGAGCUGGCUGCAUCUGCUGGCGCUGGUUCUUCUUCCAAACCUGUUAAGUCCAGGGGCAGUGCAGCGAGGCAGGGUCCUGCAGGCCCAGCACAGUCAGGAGCUGGAUUUCAAUCUGGCUCAAAAGAGAGCAAGUGGCUCAUUGCACCUCCUAUCCUCAGAGAUGAGGAAACACCAGAAGUUGCAUCCAGCAGUGAAGAGUAUCUGAGUAUCCCUCUUCCACCGGUGUACCAGGCAGGGGAGCUGUCCCAUUACGAAAGGAACCUUGAGGGUGGCGAGUACGACCGCGAGACUGCGGAACAAGGCUUCCUGCCACCACCUCGUUCAGAACCAGCGUAUGCUUACAUGGUGCCUCCUCCUCUGGAUGGAUCUCUUGAAGGCUACGUCAGCCCACCUCGACCAGACUCUGGCCCUGCUGGACUCUGGCGCGUUUAUCCUUACUACGACUACAUGUUCCUGACCGGCCAAUAUCCAACAGGCACAGUCAGUUACUUCAGCGGCGGUUUAGAGCACGGAAGGGACGACUUCAAAGAUGCUCACUAUGUGAGAGAAUACCUUCCCUACCCUGCUCCCUCACAGCCAAUCAACACUGCCAAGGUUGACGCUCCUGCAAGUGGUGGUGCAGCUGUCCAACCCAUUUAUUCACGUCGAACCGCCAGGCAACCAAUUCUCCAUGCAGGUGGUUAUGGGAGCAAUUCUAACGCAGCCAAGCAUGACUAAGAGGUGGAUCCCUCCAGCAGGAUGUUUCAGAAUUCAAUAAAAGACCUUUUUCAAAUA